GCUACGGCGAGCGAGCUGGGACACGCGGACGCGCGCGGGUUUGCCGGCAGGUGUGUUUGUGAGCGCGCGACCAGACGUCAGUGUGACUCUGAACAUCCGGGAGUCCUUCAUUAAUUCCAGGGGUUUUGUUUAAAAAAAGUAUUUUUUAGUGUUUAUAUGAAACAUGGCGGAAGCAGGUGAAAACUGGGAGGAGGGUUCAGAAGAAGACACUAUGAUCAAGAUCAUCGAAAACUUGAGUCUCAAAAAAGCGCUUGAGCAGCAGUCCGCCGGUGAAGAAACAGCUUUAAUAAGAAAAGACUGCGUGGAACUGCCCUGCGGUCAUCGGCGGCCGGCGCAUUACAUCCUCGCUUGGUUCAAGCAUUGCCUCAAACAGAGACAGGCUGAGUUCAGCUGCCCCGCGUUCGACGAGGGCCGGCGGAGGACCUGCGGAGCCACGUCCUCGUACCGCAGCGUCUGUGGCCUGAUUCCUCUGAGCAGCAGACAGAGAGCGUUCCUGGAGGAGAACCUCGCCUUCCUCGCCGCCAGACAGCUGUACGACUUCAAGGCUUGUCCAGGCUGCAAGACUCACGUGGAACGGCGGGAUAAGACCAACCUGUGUGUGCACUGCACCGUCUGCACCGCCAGCAGGAAACACAAGUACUACUUCUGCUGGAGCUGCCGGAGCCAGUGGAAGGGCCCGACCCACAAUGCAGUGCGCUGCGGCAACAGCGGCUGUGGACAGACAGAGAUCCCUGGAGAUCCUCUGGUGCUGAGCACACCUGAGUUCAAGGAGAAGAAGCUGAGAGAAGAAGGAGAUGACAUUUACCCGAUGAAGGACAAGUCCUCCGACCGAACACGUCUCGCGCUCCUCAUUAACAACGUGGAGUUUGAGUAUGAAAACAACCGGCCCGGGGCCGAGAAGGAUGAGUCGAGCAUGGAGCGACUGCUGAAGAGUCUGGGUUACACCGUACUGACCCUGAGAGACCUCACAGCACCGUUGACGGUGUGUGUUCAGGCUAUGAGAGCGGCUCUUCAGGACUUCUCUCGGCGUGAGGAACACGUUCUCUCAGACAGCUGCUUCGUUCUCCUCAUGUCUCACGGAAGCUCCAGAGGAAUCUGUGGAGUCUCCAGCAUCGUGAACUCAGACGGAGAGCAGGACAUGUUCUCCACCGAUGAGCUCUAUCAUCACCUGAACACUGUGAACUGUGCAGGACUGAGAGACAAGCCCAAGAUCAUCCUCAUCCAGUCGUGUCGGGGGGAUAAUGACGGAUGUGUGAACGUUCAGGACAGUGUAUCACACACAGAGCACCGAGAGAAAGACUUCUGCUGCCUGAGGUCUUCUACUCCUGACACCCCGUCCUUCAGGAACAUCAGUCUGGGCUCACACUUCUUCAGAGAUAUUGUGGAAGUAUUUAAUAAUCACGCUCAUGAGGAUCACAUCGAGGAGCUUUUCAGGAAGGUCCUUAAGAAGUUCAAGGAGAAGCAUCCGUGUCAGAUGCCGUGUAAAGACAGAACAACACUGUCUGGAAAGUUCUACCUCUUCCCUGGGCUCUGAAACAGAAAGACGUCUUCUAUUUAAAGACGUGUAUAUAGAAAUAUUAAAAAGGGUGGUUUUAUGUAAAUACAGCAGUCAACACUUGAAGUGGAUCAAAACAUGCAUAUACUUAAAACAAAUAUGUUUAUAUGUUAAAUGUACUGAUAAGAUACAAUUUUCAGAGCUUACUGUACUUUACUGUAAAUGUCACAGCUGGACAGUAAUAAAGUACAUUUACUCCAGUAGUA
Molecule: messenger RNA, 1761 nt
Organism: Puntigrus tetrazona (Sumatra barb)
Lineage: Eukaryota; Metazoa; Chordata; Actinopteri; Cypriniformes; Cyprinidae
Product: caspase a-like
Exons: 11
Coding region: 164-1534 (456 amino acids)
Biological process (GO): proteolysis
Molecular function (GO): cysteine-type endopeptidase activity
Source: RefSeq, a predicted model, not a curated record